This is a messenger RNA of Schistosoma haematobium, 18502 nucleotides long. RefSeq names its product Golgin sub A member 2. The record is from RefSeq and is a predicted model, not a curated record. Bases 63 to 1706 code for a protein of 547 amino acids. The transcript has 10 exons. Gene Ontology annotation, cellular component: Golgi apparatus. NCBI's taxonomy places the organism in Eukaryota, Metazoa, Platyhelminthes, Trematoda, Strigeidida, Schistosomatidae.
UAGCAACCAAGGUCAAUGAAGAUAGACAAUCUCACUUAACACGUCACUCUGGCGGGAGUAAGAUGUCGGAACUAAGUAGAGCAGAGAAAAUAGCGGCUGCUAAGAAAAAGCUAAGAGAAUUCCAAGCUUCCAAGGCUAACAAACAGUCAAAUGAAUCAUAUGUCAACCAAACCCAUGGUUCCAGCGUUCCGGGGACUGGGGGCUAUCGAACCAACAUUUUAUCGCAACAAGAAGAUAAUCACUGCAUAUUACCCGUUGAUAAUUGUCAGUCCAUUCAACUUGAGCAGAAGCAAAAAUAUCAACACGGAUUUAAUUUAUCAAAUGUAAAUAUCAAUGAAAAUUAUGCGAAUGCUUCAAUAUAUCAACCACAAUCCCCAUCGAGUGUGACAGUACCACAGAAUAAUGAUAAUGCAGUUAUAUCACUUGCUGACUAUUUUAAUAAUUCUACUCAUUAUUACCAUCCCCCACCGCUUCAAUCUCUUCCUAAUAAUAAUACUAAUGAUAAUCAUUCCGUUUCUUAUAGUGAAAAUGGUCAAUGUGUUUUACAUGACUUGACAGUUCAUUCGAAUCUCACUGAUAAACAUCAGUUUGUUGUUUCGUCUCCUACCUCAUUGUCAUCUGCAUUUGAAAUACCUAAUAGGAAUGCAAAUCAAACUGUACCAAUGACUGACAAUACAGAGUACCUCAGUUAUCCUAUGUAUAACAAUAAUAAUAACGAUAAUAAUAGUAAUAUACCUGUUAAUAUCGAAUUUGGCAAGCAGCAGAGCGAAUCGAAUUCUAACGAUUCCACUGUUUUUCCAACAUCAUAUUAUCAUCUUUCUUCUGAGUCUGCUGCCAUUCAUAAUGUAAAUAAUUCUAAUCAAGAAAAUAAUACACUUGUACAGUUAUCUUAUCCACAAUAUGAUGGUGAUGAAGAAGAGAAAGAAGUGGUGAACGAUAUACCUACAGCUGCUACUGAGAAACUUUUACAGUUAACCCGUCAGUUAGACGGCAUAUUAGAGACAUCAGAACGUUUAACUAGUUCAAUGCAUACAUCAGGCACUACUAGUCCAAUAAUGAAUGAAUUUACUUCAAACCAUGGAUUACUAGAAUCAUUUCAUUAUCCUGAAUCAUGUCGACAAUACUCUAAUCAAACUGGUGAAUCACAUGAUCAAUUGACAAAAGAUUAUUCACAUUGUUCACCGAAUUCUUUAUUAUCUGGAGAAUCAUCUCAAAUGUCUAUAAGUCAAAAUCAUUUAGUGCGAGAACUUGAAGAAAGAAAUGUUGAAUUAGCUUCAAUGUUAGAAAAACGCAAUCGAGCAUAUGAACGUCUAACAGUUAAAAUGGACUUAAUGAAAGAUCAGUAUGAACGUCGAUUAACUGAUUUAAGCAAUGAACGUACAAAUUUACAAAAUAUUUCACAACGAGAUUUAGAGAAAACCAAAGAACAAAUUAAAGCACACGCUAAAACUAUUGGAAUCUUAGUUGCUGAAAAAACAGAACUUCAAUCACAAGUGACACAUUUGGAUAAUUUAGCUGUACAAAGAUUACGAGAAAUCGAAGAAGUCAGCUCUAGGUUAAAAGCAUCACGUCAACAGAUUUUAGAUUUGGAACGUAAUUUAUCAGCGAGUAAAGCAAAUGUGAACAACUUGCAAACUGGUAACAAUGAUCUACAGAAUCAGGUCAGUGUUUCUUUUCUACUAUUUCUCUUCCCUCCUUCGAAUUAGUGUACCUGUUGCUCAGUGGUCUAGAGGUAAAGCGCUCACUUUGAGGACUGCAAUUCUUGAAUUUGAUUGCAUGUGAAGUCGCGGAUGUAUAUUCUUGAUAGGUUCCGCACUGGGACAAAACAGCCGCUCAUUGAUUCUUUGUUUAACAGGUGAAGUAGCCUAGUGGGUAAUACGUAUGAUUUUCUUCCACUGAGUUCCAGGUUUGAGUUCUACCCCACUUUAGUUCGGAUAAUAGAGUAGUAUCGGUCUUCAUUACACUGAAAGUAUAGUUUAUAUCCAUGCACGUGUUUAACGAUUAAAUUAUUCUGUUUUUUUUAAAAUGGGUACACUAACUACUCACUACCUUCUCGUUUCGUGCUUAUACAACCAGAGGUAAUCUAUAAAUAAAAUUUUAGGCGAAUUGUUCAUCCUCUUUUUCUCUAAGUGAUUAUAACACCGUUUAUAUUGUAAUAAUAAACUCGAUGGUUUUUGGUUUAAUACUUUCAUUUAUUUGGUGAAUUUAAAGUGAACUAUCGAACUAAUUAGAAUCAAGAAAGCGACUUCCAGUCUCUAUCCCAUGUUUCAAUCUGCAGUGAUAUAUAUCGAACAUAUGUGUUAAGAUUGAGAUUAAUGUUUUAUAUUAACUUACCAUAGUUCCUAACUUUUAACUAUGACCUUAACUCUGAACCUAAAAAAAUUAACUAGUCACAUAAUGACAAUAUAUUAUUUGCAUUAUUAUUACGAUUAUUCCUUCGGUUAUAUUUGCUGUUCCGUGGUUGUUUAAAACGAGCUAUCAUCUCAAGGUCGUUCGCUAAUGUGCUGUAGUUUUACCAUUUAUUUUGAAGAGAUAUACUCGGUAUUUUAUUAGUUUUCGGGAAUUUUACUUUUUUUAUUAAUUUACAAGACUGAACAAGUCUGUAUCUGGUUACCAUAUGGUUCCUUGAACAACGGAUAAUUCGUCAUUACCUGGAUUCACAAAGUGAUGAUAAUUUGCAUUAACAGUGGGAUAUUUUAACUCAUUUGCAAAUGACAAUAUAUCUAUUGAGAAUAUGUUAGUGGUCCUCAUUGCUGAGUAGUCCUGUUGCUGAUUCUAUUGUAUUUAAAGUUAUAGGUAUCUGUAUGAAAAUCAGGACUCAGAUACAAUUAUAUCUACCUUAUUUUGUUCUACAUUAGAUAUAACUCGCAUCCUUGAUUCCACUGUUACUUACAUAUCUACUGGUCACUCUCAUUAUAAAGAGUUUAAAAAAUGUAACAUUUAAAAAUAAAACACAUUAGAAACAAGAGUAGCAUUUACAUACUACCGGUUUAACUUAUUCAUUGUUAACCCACUCAAAGCUGAUUGAAGUACUGGAUUUGUGAUUGGUUUUGCUGUUUACCAGGUGGAAGGGUUGUUUAAUGUUUGAUGGAUAUAGAUUUUGCCCAGAAGGUCGAGGGUUACGAAUCCCUCUCCAACUACUUUGGUUUACGCAACUGGGGUAUAGUAUCUGUUGUGGAUGCGGAGGAAUAGACCAAUAAUUAUCAUGUUAAGUCCAAUGGUGUCCUUGGACUUUAAAUGGACAUUUCCUAUUGGUCGAUAUCUGUUCACUUGUUGGAUAUUGUACAAAAUGUUGUUUUCUAUUUUAUGGUACGAUGUGGUAUGCUUGAUUGGUAUAUAAACAAAGUAUGUUUGAAAUAUAAUGAUUCAUAUCUCCGAGGCUGUGACUUGUGUUCUAGACUCAACUGGCUGGGUUAGACAGGGAAGUGGGACCAAUCGAGACUCUAGGCCGUCCGUACGUGUUUACGUGUCACUGUAAUCGAUCGAUAAGUACGCUGCUCUCUAAUUUCCCAGUCAAGGACACAACAAUUAGCACAGGGUAAAAAUCGACCGCAACUUAAAUUCAUAACAGUAUCAUUAUCUCUUACUUAACAAAGGUUUGGGUCAAGUACAAAACCCGCAAUCGGUAAAAUCAGUCAUAAUUAACGUAGAGCCUGGAACAAUUGUACGUUAACCCAAGUUGCCAUACCAUAUUAGCACAACAAAACGAACAGCAAAAGAAACUGAAUAAGUGUAGUAAAAUUCAUGAUAAUAAAACCAAAGAUUGAAGAUAUAGUUCGUAAAAACAGAAUAUAGUUAGGUAUGAAGGAAUGUUGGGACUCUGAAUCUACAGAAAGACAAGUGGUGUGUGCAUCUGUGUCAUUGUGACUGAUCCUAAUCCCAUAUCAUGCAACAUCUCCAGCCACUGGCUACAGUAAUCGCAUGGACUGCAACCAAGUAGUUUGUAUUUACCAGUAUGGCUUAAGCAAACAUCUCAACUUCAGGGAUUGAUAUGCCGUCUUGGUUUGGACACUACUAGCCUUAUUCCAUCUUGCGCGUACCACCAACCAUUAUCGCGCAUCAUCAUCAUAGGUGAUGAUUAGGCAUAAUACACGUCCCAAAUAUAUCAAAUGAGUUACAGUUUAUUAGGAAUUUUCGGUUAUUUAAUAGAGAACUUCAGGAAACAUUUUGUUUACAAUAAUUCUUCCCAUCCUUUCCUCUUCUCUAUUUAUUCCCACCUAGAUUAAAUGCCUUCAAGGGGAAAUAAAGCGUGAAAAAAUAGCACGCCGAGAUGUCGAAGAUGAAUUAUCUGAAACGAGGUCUCGAUUAACAGCUAAAUCAUGUGAACUAGCUCAAACUGGAAUAAGUUUAAAUGAAUUAAAACAGCAACUUGAAUUAUCACAGGUAUGUUAUUUAUAAAUGAUUAUUUUAGUUGACUGCGUUAACUUUCGAAAGUAGUGUUUUGGGUUUUGUGUGAUAAACAUGUUUUAGUUCAGUGUUGACGAGAUAAACUUGAACUGGCUUCUCUCCAGUUUAGUUGAUAUUAUUGUGGACGCUACUCAAAAGAAUGACUGUAAGCAGUAUGUAGCGGAACCUGGCUUCGAAGCUGUCACAGUGAUCAGGCGGGGAGAAGUUUCAGUAUAUCAAAAGCACGGCGUAGACAGAACACCUGAAGACUAGACGAGAAGAAAGUUAGGAUUGCAGAACACACUGUAUAAACACUUUGUAAUUUCUCUCAAUAAACAUUCGUUUCUUCUGCCAAUUGCUUUGUUCUACAAUAUGAUUACAUUGUUAACCAGUGGUAAAUAGAAAGACAUGAACAUUUAUGAACUGUAUAAAAGUGACCAGAAAUAUUUUUGUAUCACAGUCCUUAUCUUUCUACUUUUCUUGUCAGUUAGUUAGUAAUUGAGUCAAACAUAUUCUGCGCCAUUCAAAUGAUUCUCUCUCAGUUUUGUUGAAUCAGUUCAAGCCCAAACUAUCUACCACAUGAUUAAUCCGUGUGAUUUAAAAUUAAUGAAAUGAUUAGUAGAAUGAUAAUUGGUUAGUGAUGAUAUACACAAUGGUACAAUAUAGUAUAGUUGUCAAUAUCGGAUUAUUAAUCCAAACCUUCAAAAUGGAUCGAUAUAAAAAGUCAAAACAACUGAACAGUAAACGUAACUUUCCACUUUGUGACAUGACACAUAUACAAAAUGCUAAUGCAAAAGUGUUAGUGUUGAUGUUGCUUGACGAAUGUGAGAGGACGAAAUGCGAAUGUCCGUCGCUUUAACCGGGUUGGUGGAUACGGAUGAUUCACCUAAGGGAGUUGGAUUUGAAACCCACGAGGUUGCUGUAAGUUAUAGUUCGAAACGUUAACUAUCAUAUUCCGAAAAUGAUCCAACUAGCGCAUUUGGAUUCGUUCUUCUGAAUCUUGAGUUAGGUGUUAACUCAUUUGCGCGUUUUAAGCUAUAUUUUCCAUUUUCAGCUUUAUGUCUCAGUUGAUAUUAUUUUCCUUUCUCUCUCUUUCAUCCUAUAAAUCAAUUUCCUCUCUUGCUGUGCUACUCUUAAGCGUGAUGGCUUAGAUCGAUACACAUUGAUGUCAAGCUGUAUGUACUCUGCUACUGACUAACGAUUCGUUUUGGUUCAAUAACUGUUAGUGAUGUUUCCAAUUUCGCAAUGAGAGACUCCAUAAUUUGUUAUCGGUAAUAAAAUAGGUUAAUUUCAAAUUCAUUUGUCAUAAAAUAUGUUUAGAAUACACAUUUACUUUUUUACACUCGUCUUUGAACCACUCUUUGUGUGAGGGCUGGUGACACUGUCUGGCUGUUAGAAACUGAAUUAGAUGGAGUCUUAUUCGAGCUUUUGAUUGGAAACGGAUAGGCCUGUCAUCACUACAUCAUCGCCUCAUCUAUAGUAUACUGACUAACGAUGUUUUUGGAUCUAUCUUCUCAACUAAAUUUUUCAAAUCAGGUAGAUUGAUUUAAUUGUUAAGGUUUAAUGGUUUAGAUCACUGGACUAUAGCUUCAAUUUACUUCGACACAGAGACAUUUUCUCUUCUUAUUGUUACGAAAUAACGUUUUGAUAUUUGCUUUCUGUCUUUUGUCCAUUAAGAUUUAUGCUAAUCAAUUAAGGAGUACUACAGAUAGUUUAAUGUGUUCGGAAGAUAAGAAAUAUUGCAAAGAAAAAGAAGAGUGGUUAUCAGAACGUGCUGAUCUACUGAAUCGAUUGAAGUUGCUUGAAUUGUCUUUAUCUUCGAUUGAUACAGAAAAGAAACGGUUAGAUUCUCAGUAUCAUAAUUACGUUGCACAGGUUGAACAACAGGCAGAUGAGUUACGUUCUCAAUUAUCUGAAACAAAUAAAUUAAAACAAGAAAUGGAAUUGUCAUUAGAAUCAGUUAGUCGACAAUUACGUGAAAAAGAUAAUGAAAUCAAUGAUUUAAGUUAGUUGCAUUCAAUGUUUCGUUAUUAUUGUGAAUCAUUUUUCAUUGUUAUUUUUACAUUCGUCUAUAGUUUUUGGGUGGUGUGACGUCUAGGUCAUAUUGCCUACUGUACAGAGAUAUGGUUCCAUUAAGGUGUUCUCACUAGACAGCUGGCAUUUACUGUGAUUAUUCUUUUUUACAAUGUGAGGAGAGGGUGUAAAAACAUCGUCACAAAACUAUCACACCACCUUUCCCCAUGUUUUGCCGUCGCCGUCGGUAAGGCCUUGAGAGUAUAGAGCUAGUUCCUACAAAACUACUUACAAAAACCUGGUUGUCUCUAGCGGCAACCAGUUGUACCCUGGUAACUACAGUCAGGCCCUUAGGUCAACGAGACUACUUGUUACAAUUCUCCUUCUUAGCGCCCCGGGACAUAGUAUCCUUUCACGGUGCAGGUAGCAGAAAGUAAUAACUGGCGUCAUAACUCUGACAUCACUCGAGAUUAUUUCAAAUUAUCAAACAGAUCAAGUGGACAUGAGAUCUGUCACAGAUACGUAUCGGUCAAAGUUAGUCACUGAAUAUUUGCAACCACUAAAAUUAAUAAAAGUUAGCGUAAGAGGAAAAUUAACAUGAAUUGUGAUGAUGAAUAAAAUGACUAUUAUCAGUAUGGGAAGAUUAGAUUUAAUUAUAAGCAUGAACCACUGAAUAGCUGUUUCGUCUUAGUGUAAAACUCCUCAGCAGUGCACAUUCGCGACCUCGCAUGCAGGAAUCGAACUCAUCUACUUAAACACUAUAUUAGCUAAUAUGGGAGUAGAUUAGAGGAAACUUAAAGGUGAUUAUUCUAACAUGUUGCAUAAAUCCAUGAAAUCAUUAAUUGUUGGACUGAGGCGUAUAGGUAGGUUAAACCAUCAGGUUAAGGUCUGCGCGAUUACUGUAGUCGACAGUUGUUGGAAAUGUUAGAUGAAUUUAGUUCAGAAUCGGUUGCAUUAGUUUCGAUUCAUUUUCUGUUUAUCCUUUCCUUAGUUCUUUAGUUCUAAAAUAAUAUUUUACUUUCUUAUGCAACGGAUUCAUUUUUCUUGGAUCUUUUUGUCUAUGUCUAAUAAUUUUUACUGCCACUGGUCCCUAUUUUAAUAGUUUCAUCUGUCUGUGGUAAUAUGUUGUGAUAACUUGAACGGAUGCACAUAUUUGCCGGGUUCUACGUUGCCUAUAACUGGCUGAGUCUUAAAUCAAUUAACAUUGUCUCAUUUUAGUGGAGUUUAUAGUAUGUUAUAAAUUAACAUUUGAAGAGGAAUUCUUAGUUGUUGUUAACUCAAGUUAUUCCGUUCAAUCUGCAUGGUAUUAUCAUGAUAAGGUCAAAUGUAACGCAUACAUUUAUGCUUUUAAUAUCGAUGAUAAAUCACGUCUCUUAUUUAUGAUUGUCUCAUAGACCUUGGUCGAAAAGCUUAGAAUAACUCUUAAGUUGAAUCAAACCAAUAGUAAAUGAUUUUAUUGAAUCAUUGCUCUGAUCCUUAUUAAUUCUUUUGUGUAACCAUAUCGUUAUAUUAAUUACAAUAUAGCAUAUAUAAAUAGAUACAACUGUUGAUGAUACAUCUGAAUCACUUCAUUUGAUAUAGAGUUAUAGUAUCGUCAAUUGGUUAAUAUAUUGUUGAGAUCUUUCUAUAUACGACCUAGCUACUCUAAUUGCUUAGUAUUUUUCGGACACUACUUCAAUUGACUAGUCUCCAAAUCAGUGCACGGUUGAACUGGAGUGAGAUUAUUUUCCAAGUAAACAAGUUUGAAUGGGAUUAACAGUCACAGUGGGGAAAUUGUUAGUGAAUUUAUAUCAAAAAAUAUUCUAGAGUCUACUUUGUCUACCUAGUGCUGAUUCACUGUCAAUUAACCCCACGCCUCAAUAUCAUCCUGGAUGGACACAUGCAUUAAUCCAAUCUAUGACUUGUUAACAUAUAUCUUACUCAGAAUUUUCAGCAUAUGAGAUAUUGCUCUUUUAGAUAGAUUCAUUAUUUAAUGCUUAAAAUAUAUACGACUUAUGUUUUCUUGUGAAUAAAUGAUUUUACAGUCUCUAUACUUUUUAUUAACUGUAAGGGACAUCUCGUCUAUAUCACAGUUGUCUGAAAUUAAAGUAAGGCAGUAGAAAUAUGUUCUGUUUCACUCAACGGUCAAUUAUAUACUCUGAUUAGCUUGAACAUUUAGUUGUUAGUUUAUUAAUUAAAAUUAUCUAGUUGCUACAUUCAGUGGUAUACAGUCAACAAUAAAAGUUUGUCUUUGAUUUGGAGUAUCCUUUUCUAUUUGGUAUUGUCGAGAACCUCAAGGAUGAGCGUUUCAAUAUAUUACCUACGUGUGAAGUUGAUACCCAGAGUUCACAAAACCUUAAUCUGUUAGACACUCGCUUUUUAAUCUGGUUUCUGACAAUUUCAGCCAUAAGGCAUAAUUAAUCGCUAGCACAAAACACAAAAUACAUUUUCAGGGGGUGUAAUUUUUUAAAUUUCCUUCAUAUAAUAUCUUGUUUACUGGAUGUAACAUUAUCAAUCACUAGUCUAAUCAAUGAUCGCCUUCAUUUUAUUAAAUUUUCAUGUUGUUUGAAUUUAAUUCAAAUAAUUCCUACUCUAUUGACUGUUCAAACUCAACCGUUAACAUCAUCUGUUGAAGAACAAGAUGUCAACUCUUCACCUGUUAUCCAACAAUCGUUGGAGCAAAUAGCAGUAUUGGAAACUCAGUUAAAAAGUCGUACAGAAGAGUUAGAAAAUGCAAAUGUUGAAGUAUGUUUUCCUAGCUGUAUUUCUCUUGUUUGACAUUGAUUUUUUUUUAUUUCCGUGAUAUUUUAUGUCCACAAUUUUUUUUUACACAUAUACGUUUAUUUGUGAUUUAGAUUAGUUAUAAGCAUGUAGUGUUAGUUCAUUAUGGAUGUGUUACGAUCGACGAUCUCCAAUUCAGAUACACACACUUUCUGUGCACAUGGCUAACCAGCUAUGACUAAGUUGUGAAUGGCGAAACUUGAUGAUUUAAUACAUAAUUCAUCAGUGUAAAUACUUACACAAUCUCCUCAUUCCAUUUUGUCCAAACCAAAAAACAUAACGGCGCAGGAAGACAAGUGUGACAUUUCCGAAUGGAUUUGGACCAACUAAGAUAAAUAUUACAUUAGGCGAAUUCAACUACUCCUUCAUCUACUCAUAAAUGAACAUAAAUUAGUAGUAAGACGACAUAAUAUCAUAUCACUGGUAUCAUUGCGUGAAGAUAACCAUGGAUAUAAAUCCGGUUAAAGAAGUUUCAAGACCUAGAGAGGAUUGUUAGAAGCACGGUAUUCAAGUCAACCAAGAAUCAAUGGAUAUCUCCAUGUAGACCCAGUUUAUACACUUGUAAGAAAACAUAUUGUCGAGGAGGAAUCAAAUAAAUAUGCGCACGCAAAUCAUUCGAGUUGCGUAAGGGCUGGAAUACUGUACGGGUGCCCAAAACUAAUUAGGUGGUUUUCUUAGAAGGCUGAUCUCCGGGCUUUUGACCUAGAGGUUUAAUCCAUAAGGCAGUAGAGCAGUGUAAGGAGAUGCAGUCCCAUGGGUAGCCGGUGACCAACAAUAGGUUCAUAUGCCAUUUGUCUCUUCAGGAUCUGUUAUGACCUGAUGUCUGGCCUUUCUACCACGAGAAUUAUCCACCAAUCAGAAUACGACUUAUACAAAUCUUCACUCUAUAUCAACCAAUGACGUUCAACCGGUGUGAGCAGUCUAGCGCCUUGUUGGUCCGAGGUCCUUCUAGCCCGUCUGCUUGAGUCCAAAUAAAACGCAAUACCAGCUUCCGCAAUAUGAAUAUAUGUAUUUCAAACAUACUCUGUUUAUAUACCAAUCAGCCAGACCACAACGUACCAUAAAAUAGGAAAUAACAUGUGUACACAAAUAAGCCAAAAAGUGGCUGUGAACGCAGGAGACAGUAAUUAAUCGACUGAACAUAGAUUAAUAACCGUAAAUCGUAUAAUAAUAAAUUAUAGGUCAACAUAAAGCUUAGAAUAAGGGGAAUAUAAAUACAUAUAAUGUAAUUAUUGAAUAAUUAUACAAUAAGAAUAUUUAUAGAAUAUUGGUAUAUUAACAGUCCUCGGAAGUUACCUGUAACUUAAUCUUCCCUGGGUUAUAACAGGAUCCUUGAGCCUAUGUGCACCAUUGGUUUGGAAUCACGGUUUUCCAACUGUCCUAGGUGAAUCAUCCGUAUCCACCAACCCGGUUAAGGCGAUGGACAUUCGCUUUUCGCCCUUUCAAUUUCGUAAACAACAGUAAUGCUGCGAGAAGGUAGUGAGUAGUACUUCCUUGGUAGUGGCCAUAUACGCGUGGCCAUGUGAGAGUAUUUCGAGAGGGAAAGCUAAAUCUUCCCACACUUGGCCACACCAGGGCACCAUGCUCUCACAUGGCUACGUGCAUACAACCACUGCCAAAGAAGUCCUACUCACUGCCUUCUCGUCACUGAGGUGUUGUUUACGAAUUUGAGAGGACGGAAAGCAAAUGUCCGUCGCUUUAACCGGGUUCGUGGAUAUGGAUGAUUCACCUAGAGGAUUUGGAAAACCCUGGUUCCAAUCCAAUGAUGCACAUGGCUCUAGGAUUAUGAGGGAAGAAAUGGCGUAUAAAGCGAUUAUUGGUCACUGGCUACCAUGGGAAUUUGUCUCUCGACAUUGCCCCACUGCCUUAUGGAUUAGACCUCUUUAGGUCUUUGGCUCCGAGUGUGGUCUAAGAGAACUACCUGUUUCGGUCUGGGCAUCCGGGCAGUAUCACAACCCACACACAACUCAAGUGACUUGUGUGGCGCAUAUGUAUUCGGUGCCCGUUUUUACUAAUAUUUAUGUGUUCAGAUAAGUAAACAAAUAACCACCCUCGACCUUACAAGAACACUUGGGCGCACUACACAAAACUAGUUAAGUAUUUGACAAAAUUGUGAUGGUGGGGAAUCAGAUGGCUAUAUAUUUGAAUAUGCUUGUUUUUGUAGGCGCAAAUAAAAUCUCUGAACUUUUAAUGUAGACUACGAAUAAUACCUUAUUAAAUUAGGACAUUUUAGUGUUUAUAUUAAACAGGUUAUCUGAAAAUAAUUUAAAAGUAACAGUUUUAUUUUAUACUACGUAGUAGAUGAUGAUGGCGGGACUUUAAUCUAUUGGCAAACCAAUCCGACCUAGUAAAUCAAGUCUUGGAUUAUGGCGUGAAAUUCACUCACUUUUAUGGCUGUUUAGUAUUUUGACACUAUAGCUGAUGCUACUUCUUGAAAAAAACCCUAACUUUUAACUCUAAAUCUUAGUGUUAGUUCCUCACACCGAUUCUUAUCUUUUUGUCCUUAGCAAGUGGUUGUGAAAUUUUUCAAGGUAACUUUGAUAACGCGUUUAAUCACCUUCAAAUACUCGUCACUAAUGGAUCUCACUUGGGCUACUACUAAAAGUCAAGAAAAAUUGUAUAACUGUUUCAUCCUAGCUCAAGACUCCUCGAUAAUGUGCGCUCACGACUUCCCCAUACAUUGAACCCCAGGACCUUUACCUGUCUUUUUCCUAGCCAUAUGAAAUAUAGUGUUCAGAUAUGAUGCAUUAAAUUUUGAUCGCAUCUAUUCUGAAUCUUUAUUUUUAAAGUAACUUUUAUCUAGGGGAUCUCUUUGGUGAUAUAGCCUUAAUCUCAUGCUUUGAUUUUAGUGUUCUGUUUGUACUUAUAUGUUUGCUUUUUCAUGUUCUUUUAAUAAAAAUCUUUUUGAUGAUAGAUAAAUCGGUUAACUGUUCGAUUAUCUAAAUUUGAGGAAACUGUUGAACAACUACAAAAUUCAUUAUCUGAUCGUGAUAUAGUUUUGGCCACAGCUACAUCAGAACGAAGUGCUUUAAGUCGAGCUGUAGAGCAAAAUAAGAAUUUAAAACAACAAUUGUCUGAUUUGCAAACUACAUACACACAAAUGGUAUGUCUUUCAAACAUAUUUUAUGGUGUAAAAUAACCUGCUAUUAAAUAUUGACUUCGAAUGUGAAGAUUAUUAAUCUCACUCGGAAAUUUGUUAUUCUUUGGCGAAGAUAUCUUCUGGUCAAUGAAGAAGUGUGUACUUAUUGCGCAGCUGAAUGAACUAUUACACAAGUUCCCCUACUUGUAAUUAUAUGAGUCACUGCUUGGGUUUUCCGCAACCCAUCUUGAGUCUGUAAUCACUUGAAAAUUCAGUUUGUUUUUAUGAUUUUGUAAAGAUAAUUAACUCAUAGUAUUACAGAUAUGUCAUUUUAAUCAGCUGCUGGUUGGUACUGUUUACAAAACUCCACUGUUUUAAGGUCUUGAGUAAAUCUUUAUCUAAUGAAGUAACUGAAUUAAUCAACUUAGCUUAAAGAAAGAUUUAACAUUUUCACAUCCCGGUAGAUAGUAAACAUAAAGGUAAGUCAUAUGUCUGAGAUUCUUGGGAGUUUGACGACCAUCAUUCCAUUUAAUAGUAUAUGAAAAUCUGGCGUUGUCCACCUAUUUGUACUAAUGUACUCUUGGAAUAUCUGUGCCAUAGGCUGGGUGUAUGUUGAUGACUAACUAAGGUUCUACGACCUAAGUAUAUCUGCAAAAAUAUUUAGGCCUAUUUUAGGUUUUCUUCUUCGUUUAGUCCGCCACCAAAUGCCCUAGUUUGUCUGAGGGUGGGGAGAUUUAGCUUUCCCUUUCGAAAUACUCUCACAUGGCCACGCGUAUAUGGCCACUACCAAGGAAGUACUACUCACUACCUUCUCGCAGCAUUACUGUUGUUUACGAAAUUGAAAGGGCGAAAAGCGAAUGUCCAUCGCCUUAACCGGGUUGGUGGAUACGGAUGAUUCACCUAGGACAGUUGGAAAACCGUGAUUCCAAACCAAUGGUGCACAUAGGCUCAAGGAUCCUGAAGAGACAAAUGGCGUAUGAACCUAUUGUUGGUCACCGGCUACCCAUGGGACUGCAUCUCCUUAUAUUGCUCCACUGCCUUAUGGAUUAAACCUCUAGGUCAAAAGCCCGGAGAUCAGCCUUCUAAGAAAACCACCUAAUUAGUUUUGGGCACCCGUACAGUAUUCCAGCCCUUACGCAACUCGAAUGAUUUGUGUGGCGCAUAUUUAUUUGACUCCUUCUUGUACCAACGUUUAUGUGUUUAAGUAAAAUAAAUAAAUACUUCGUUUAGUCCUCCUUGUACAGUUAAUUGACUUAACAAUCUGUGAACUAUUGAAAUUAUUUUUUGCAACUUUUUCUCUCCUGAUAAUUAUCUUUGUUUUGUUUUGUGUCUUUUCUUAUUGUUUUUUAAGUGUGAUAUUUAUCAAUCAGAAAUUAAGUCUGCUAAUGAAAUGAAUUAUGCAUUAUCUAAACAAAUGGAACAUUUAAAUAUUUUACAAAUGGAAAAUCAAAAUCAAUCAGAAAAUAUUAUUAGUUGUACUAUAUUGUCAAUUGAUAAUGCUACACAAACUGACGAUAGUCAUAUUGUACAUGAUCCACAUUUGACAGUGCAUGAUUGUACUGUAACUCAAUCAUCAUCGCCACCAUCAACACCACAAGAACAACAAAUAGACAACAUAAUGAAAUAUGAGAAUGUAAGUGGUAUUGUUUUAUUUGUUUACAAACUAAUCAUUCUCUUUUCAAAAUGGACGAAAUUUCUUGUGAUUUGUAUCUUGGUAUUUUUCAAAUGGGAACAUGCGUGUGUCAUUUAGGUUGAAACAUGAUAUACACUGUUUCAUACAUAUCUCAUUUUGAUGGAUGGUUAGGGCAACUAAGAUAUAGUUAGUCACUCACUGAGCAUGAACUGAUAGACCUGUCUUACUUUUUAAUUUGUGAUUUUCUCCUUCCUCUUUAUUUGUACUCUGAAUUCAGUGUUUGUUUGUAACUCUAUUGAACAAAGUAUUACCUAGUUUGUAUUCUGUGGUUUGUUAUGUUGUGCCCAUGAAUUGUGUAUUUGAUGUAACGUGAUUCAAUCUGUGUGUAGCGUUAUUGAUCGAAUAUCUCACUUUACUUGUCGUGAAGUUCUCGGUCCCGAUCACAUUAUAGUUGUAUAUAAUAUAUCGUGACAAAACUCGAAAUAUUUCUGUUCUGUCGUUAUAUCAAAUUUUAAUAUUGAAUUCACAUUAAUGUUAUUCUCAUAGAUCAAUGAUCUUCGUGGACUUUAUGAAGUUCUGCCUAAAGUUUGCUUACUCUAUCUGUAACCUUAGUUUGCAUGAUAAUUAAAAGGUCAACUCUUUCCUUAUGAAGGUUGAAACUGAAUAAAAACACCUAUAAAGUAUAUGCUAAUUUGUAUAGAAUUAUAAUAGUAUAAUAGUGGUUGGUUAAUGGUAUAAUUGACUAGUUUUCUGGAAUGUAUUGUAUUGUUUGAAACCCACUACACUGACUUUCGUCAGCCGGGACAUUUUGCUUUCUAUCGAUUGUACGUAUUGUGAAAUUUAUAGCUCCGAGUACAUAAAACUACUCUUACUAAAGAGAUUCGAUCAUAAUACAAUUUGUGGAGUGCGUAAAUGCCCUGGUAACACCGUCUCAUCGUUGUUAAACUUGCACUGUUUCAUUUUAAAUUUCAUUGUAGGCUAAUCUAAGUCAACUAACAGAUGAGAUUGUAUUGUUAAGAGAUUUGUUCACACGUGUUUCUGUAAUCUGUCAGUGGUUGGAACAUGAAAAUGGCAAAAUCAAUGAACCUAACAAAUUCAACGAUCCAGUAUAUUGUGUUAGCCUAUUGGAGGAAUCUAUUCAAAAAUUAACGAGUAAAUAUUCUUCAAAUGUAAUUGACAAUUCUGUACAAUGUUCAUUGUCUAUGGAACAAAACGAAUUAACAUCAAAUGUUGGAGAGUUACAAAAUCUCCAGGUAAAUAUAAAUAGUUUAUAGUUGAACGUUACUUUUAAUUUUACAAUUAUAUUUAAUCUGAAUGACCUAAUAGUCAAUCAAUCGGUUGUUAAGUCACAACUAUUGUGGUGUGGGUUACUUAUAUCCACAUAAGUAGUAUAUAACGGUGGUAGAAAUAUACACAUCAACUUAAUUAAUCACAAUUUUUAUUAAUAUUUUUAUGGAAUUCUAGUUACAAUUCAUUGAUUCUUUCUUGAUCUAAAAGUUCGCAACGUUGGAUUAGUGAAUAUUUAUUAUCAUUAGGUUAAUGACAAAAAGUUAUUAUUAGUGCGACAAUAAUUUACGUACAACCUACGAGUGACCUUGGGAAAAGUCACUUGCUAUUGUGAAAAGACGUAUAUGAAUUAAUGUGAAGAAUUAGAAUCAAGAUUCAGAGUUAGAAUUUGAGGUUAGAAAUUAACGUUAGAUUUUUCUUUUUAUCACGAACUGACAUCAGCUUUAAUGUCAAAAUGCCAAUCAACCAUGCGAAUAAAUAAAUUGCUAUCCGGAAUUCUAAACUUGCUAUCUUUAAUUUCAUUGGUUCGUAUGUCAGUGAUAGUUUCGGGAAAUUAUUGAUCAAAGACCAUUGAGGAAUUCAGUAUCGAUUAAGAUCAAUUUUUCUUAUGUUAAAUCAUUCAGUGAGAACUCUGCUUAUAGACUUCCAAUAUAUUUUUCGUAUGAUUUCUUUCUAGUAACAAAUACUCUAUUCAUAAAUCUUAAUUAUUUUCAUUGAUACUAUGAUCGAUUAUUGAUUAAUUGUUUAUUAUCAUAACCCCAACUAAGGAGUUGUGAUGGACUGACAAAUGCCAGUUCUCUACAGCUUUAUUUCAUAUCAUAACACCAGGUCAUGCACUGACCACCUCUCCUCUUUUUCCAAGCAGUCCCAGCAUCGGCAAAUAAUCCACGUACUUAUUCAAACCACCAAAGUCGAUGUUUCAAGAUGGUGAUACUAAUUGAACUAUCGUCGCAGUUCUCGAAUACACUUUGUCGGACCUAUGCGCUACUAACAUGGUGCUGCCAGUUAGUGUCAGCAGUUCUUCAGAGUUAACGAUGAUCUCAAACACAGAGAGUCGUCUAACAUUGUGAACUUGGAGAGACUAGGUUUCCCACGCAUAGAGCAAAACUGUUCUCAUCGACGCGUUGUGAAUGAGACCUUUUACAGCAUGGCUAACACCUUAAAGGGACCAUAGAUGGUCCAUUUUGGCAUAAGCCGCUGUAGCUUUCACUACACGUGAAUUGAUCCCAUCACUCACAUCACUACUAGUACUUACACAAUUACCCAUAUAUACGGACUUCUUGGUUAUUUCUAAAUGCUCAGUAUAUGGAGUGAGUGGGGUUAAAAUGUUUAUUCAUCUAUACUGUGGUCGUCAUCGACCAAGCUUCCAUUAUGAAACUGAUUACUUUUACUCUAGUUGAUUGACCAGGGAGGAAGGGUAUAUAAUUAUACUGGCCCAUUCUAUUGAUAUCAGAGUUGAGUAAUAUUAUCAUAACGUACAGAUACAUCAGAUACACUUGGCAAUGAAGAACAAAUACAUUCUUUCAUAAAAUCAUGAACAUCACUCAUUAGUUACAUUGAACUCUGAUACUGUAGUGCUUACAGUUUCGAAUUUGAUAAAUAAUAGUUAAACUUAAUUAAAUACUGAAUAUUUUAAAUUUAUUUUAAAGGUUGCUCAUACACAAUUGGAAGCUAAAUUUUUAAAAUGUAUGGAAGAACUUAGUUCUGUUACUGAGGAACGCUGUACAUUAGAAAGUAUAAAUGCUCAACUAGAAAUGGAAGCUGCAACAGUUGAAGAAUAUGUAACACUGUUUACGCAUCGGCGUGCUGCAGCCGCAAAACGUGCAAAAGCUCGUGAACUAUUACUUCAACGUUUAGUAGACGACAGAAAACGUUUACGUGAUCGUUUGGGAAAACUUUUUUCACAAAUAAAUCCAGUAUACAUUAAAAAUGACUGUUCAAACGAUCAAACAGAGCUUGUGAAACAACAGGUAGACACAACACCGAAUGAUUCAAAUCAUGUGGGAGGCAGAUUCCUGAGUGAAUUUCGCUCCCUCAUUGAAGAAAUUGAACUAUCCACAGAUGAAAAAGAAUUCGAAGCUGGCGUAUCCGAUUUAAACGAUGAAGAUAUAGGUGAUGAAAUGGAAAGUCUAACUGACAAGAAACUAGUUUCUGAUUUCAAUACAAAUGAUAGUAUUCAAAAGCAUCAUAUUUCACAUAUAACAUUGGAAAAUUUACGAUAUCAAGCUCUACGUUAUGACUGUCCACAUUGUAAAUGUUGUGUUGGUAGAUUAUUAGAAGUAUAGUACUUGUCCUUAUAUUUCUAUUCAUCAUUCAAUCUCAGUUGUCAUCAUCAUUAUCAUCAUCCUCCUCAUGUCUUUCAUCAGAAAAACAAAACAAUUUGAUUUCAAUUGUACAGAUCUUAUCUCUUCAAUAUAAUAAUAAUAAUAAGUACCAAUUUUUAUUUGUUUUCCACGUGUGUUAUGCUUCCAUUUAAAAAUGGGUCUCUACUUGUAAAACGUGAACAUUUUGUAAAUAUUAUUUAUUGGUUGCGAAUUAUAAAUAAAUCAUAGAACAGAAAUUAUUCGUUUUGUUAAUUUAAAUAUGUCAGAUAAAAAAAAAGAAAUAGGAACAUCAAUUAGCUAUUGAAUGGAGAUAGAUGUAUCCAGUUGUACUAAGGAUCUAGACAAUUUAUACAAAUAUUCGUUGAUAUUUGAACGAAUAGUUUGACAGAAAUUAGGCUUCGAUGAUACAGAAAACAAUUUUCUUUGAUGAUUUUUUUAUUGUAUUACACUGAAGAAGUUCAGAUAAGUUUUCUGGAUGAAACAUUGAAAUUAUUUAAAUUUCAUUCGCUGAGAUUAUUUUUGUUUAUAACCUAGAAACAAUAGUUUUCAAAAUAUAUAUUAGAGGUUACUUGUGUUUAGCUUAUAUCAGGGAAAAUGAAAUAGUUUAUAUGGUUAAGUAUUGACAGAUUAGUUAUAUGAACUUUAGAGAGAAAAAAACUGAGAAUGUCAUGGGAACAGGUUUAUAUUGAGGAAUAUGAACUACAAUGAAAAUUGACUGUUUGGAUAGAUGAAGGUCAGAUAAGAAUCAAACAUGGGGAAAAAUGUUAAUAUAACUGAAAGCAUGAUGUAACACAAAUGAGUAUUAUAAACUGAGGUAACCGGACCAAAGUAAUAUCAAAAAACUGUACAGUAUCUUUUAUCGAAUGAAUAAAUUUAGUUACAGCAAAGUUUAACAAUAUUUGAAGUCACUUUCUUAUCGUUUCUCUUGAAAUGACACCAUUACAGCAAAAAUGAUCAGUAACUGGACAGCUUAGAAAAGCCGUUUGUUUAGCCUGUUCGUAUCAUAAAUCAUUUUAAGCA